AUGUCACUUCUACGACCCUCAAUUGCAGGUAGGCUGCUCAGAGCAGGCACGCCAUGUGUUCGAAGAUCGGUUCCUGGUGCCGUACGAUUCGAAAGCCAGACGGCAUUGGGGACGCCCCUCACAUCCAGCACUCCACUAGCUACACAAAAGACAAUAGAAGUUGAGAGGAUCGAAGUCAAGCAUAACCAACCAGAAUACACGGCCGAGGUUGAUCACGCGUCCUCGCAAUUCUCUCCAGUCCCCAAACGAGUCAUGAACGGCAGUGAGGCUGGUGAAGUUCUUUCAGCUGCUGUUCUAUCUGGAGCACCAAUCGAGCUUGAGGCAAGAACAGUCCGCAUCUAUCGGCCAACUAAACCCGCUACACAGUCUGGAGACUGGCACGGCCACCACUGGCGCAUGGACUGGGAUAUACUCUCUAAGGGACAUCGAUGGGAGAACCCAUUGAUGGGCUGGCAAUCUUCGGCGGACUUUAUGCAAGGCACACACUUGACCUUCAAGUCGAGGGAGGAUGCGAUCAGGUUUGCAGAGAAGCAGGGCUACGAGUAUUUUGUUCAAGAGCCGAAUGUCCGCAAAACAGCCCCAAAGGCCUAUGCGAACAACUUCUUGUGGUCUGAUAAGAAGCUGAAGCAUAUUCGAACGAAGUAG
Cadophora gregata is the source of this 645-nucleotide messenger RNA. It is a transcript of the gene NUO21, whose product is annotated as NADH:ubiquinone oxidoreductase 21kD subunit. Gene Ontology annotation, biological process: electron transport chain. Lineage: Eukaryota; Fungi; Ascomycota; Leotiomycetes; Helotiales; Ploettnerulaceae. Bases 1 to 645 code for a protein of 214 amino acids. The transcript has 3 exons. The record is from RefSeq and is a predicted model, not a curated record.